Trypanosoma theileri is the source of this 888-nucleotide messenger RNA. RefSeq names its product mitochondrial structure specific endonuclease I (SSE-1). Gene Ontology annotation, molecular function: DNA binding; 5'-flap endonuclease activity. The transcript has a single exon. Gene Ontology annotation, biological process: DNA replication, Okazaki fragment processing. NCBI's taxonomy places the organism in Eukaryota, Euglenozoa, Kinetoplastea, Trypanosomatida, Trypanosomatidae. Bases 1 to 888 code for a protein of 295 amino acids. The record is from RefSeq and is a predicted model, not a curated record.
AUGUCUUUGCGGGAACGUGCUGUGGUGCUUGUUGACGGACCUGCCCUAGUACACCGUUGGUACCACCGCUGGACGUACACUAGUAAAAAGACCCCAAUAGAUGUAAAACGGUUUACCAUCACAAAUGCCCGGUACAUCAUUGCCACUGCUCACAGCUUUGAUCCCAGUCAUCUUGCGCAGCACUUACUCUCACCGCAGGUGGAGUAUGCCCACACCCCAAAGCACAACAAAAUUGUUAUUUGCUUCGAUCAAGGUGAUGGUGGUCGACGUGAAAUCUUUCCAAAGUACAAAGAAGGCCGUUUGCAGCGAGAACUAGGCCCAGAACUUUCAAUAAUAAAAAAAGUUGCAACAAAAGUAUUCAUGGGAGAACCAAAAAAUACCCUUAUCAUUGUUCCAGACUUUGAUCCCAAACUGAAGAAUGUGAAUGCAGAGGCAGAUGACAUGAUUGCCACAUUAGCGCUGCACAACCAGCAACUGAAGAUACCCACUGUUGUGAUGUCACAUGACUACGACCUCUACCAGCUUAUUGAUGAGGCAAACAGGUCUUAUCAUUACGACAUCCGCACGAAACAUCUUGUUUCUGAAAAAGGCGUCAUUGAACGUUUAGGUGUGCACCCAAAACUUGUACGUGAUUACAAGUGUCUAGCAGGUGACGCUACUGAUAAUAUUCCAGGUAUAAAGGGUAUCGGUAAGACGCGUGCACUACAACUCUUAAAGAAGUAUGGUGAUUUAGAUGGAGUUCUUACCAAAGGUGUCAAGAAACAAAGUGACCGCGUUGGUGACUUGCUGCGCGCUGGUUGCGCUGAUGCAGAACUUUCCCGACGAUUGGUAGAUCUUCGAGUUUGUCCUAAAGUACUACAGUCAUGCGAAUCGUUUCUGAAGCUAUAG